Messenger RNA from Stegastes partitus (bicolor damselfish), 6293 nucleotides. It is a transcript of the gene prdm2b, whose product is annotated as PR domain containing 2, with ZNF domain b. Lineage: Eukaryota; Metazoa; Chordata; Actinopteri; Pomacentridae. The transcript has 3 exons. Bases 83 to 4690 code for a protein of 1535 amino acids. Gene Ontology annotation, biological process: regulation of gene expression. Gene Ontology annotation, cellular component: nucleus. The record is from RefSeq and is a predicted model, not a curated record.
AAGAAAGCUGCUGGAGAAAGCCAGGCAGGCUGGUUUGGGUGGAUUCAAGAAAACAAGUGGAGCCAAACCUACCGUCAAGGAGAUGUGGGAUGGGGAAGAAUGUGUGAAGGAGAAGGAGGAGGACGAGAGGCCGUCAUCCGUAAGGACCUCACAGGAACUGGAGGCAGCUCGUCCCCUGGGAAGCACUGACUACACAGAUGUGCAGGACAUGUCGGCAGCAAUGAAGGACAGCGGAAACAGGGAGGAAGAGGAGGAGGAGGAGGAAGAGGAGGAAGAAGAGGAGGAGGAGGAUGUUGAGCUGCAAGAUCCACAUGAAACGCAGCACCAAACAGCUCAGCCUUCAACCGAUGCCAUGCAAAACAAGAAGCCCGGUCCAUCGCUACCCUGUGCUGAGGAGAGCCAUAAGGACUCACAGGUAAAGGUGGAGCGUUCCUCUAUUGCAGGGCAAGAACCAGAGGCCGAGGCCGAUCUUGAUCUUGACCCUGAGGUUGACCUUGAAGGUGAUCCACAAGGAGAAUCGUAUCCCUGUCCGCACUGUGAGCGCCACUUCUCCACCAGGCAGGGUCUGGAGCGCCAUCUACACAUUCACGCCAUCAGCAACCAGCAAGCACAACUGUUCAAGUGCCGGUACUGCAACAAGUCCUUCGGCUCGCAGGUGGGACGGCGGCGGCAUGAGAGGAGGCACGAGAGCGGGUUGAAGAAAAGGCCCGGCUCCCUGGCUGGAGCCGCCGGUCUGCUCAGUCCUGUGGUGCAGACCGAUUCUAGUCCUGACUGCACCAGUCCAACCAGUCACUAUAUAGCCAUAGGGUCCCAGUUUACAGGAGGACAUCUGCACAACUCUGAGAUGCAGAGAAAGGAGUUGGGGCCUCACGCCGACCGUCCCUUUAUAUUAGAUGAGAACGGGGAGUCAAAGGAGCUCCAUCCCUGCAAGUACUGCAAUAAAGCGUUUGGCACACACACCAACAUGCGCAGACACCAGCGCAGGAUACACGAACGGCAUUUGUUACCAAAGGGAGUUCGCAGGAAAGGCAUGCUGCUGCAGGAGGCGUCGGCGCAGCAGCAGAAGCAGCAGCAGCAACCCGAUGAGUCCCCCAGCACCAGCCCGCCCCUCGUCUACGUGCCCAGCGCCGACACAGAGGACGAGGCGGACAGGGACGAUUACGCAGUCGACAUAUCCAAAAACAUCUCUGAGAAUUUGAGCUUUUACAUCGAUGGCAAGAUUGUGUCCACCAGCUCGGUGAGCAGCUGUGAGGUGAUAGAGGUGGACUCGAGGUCUGCGGCUCUGUUUGGUUUGGACACGGUCAUAAUUAGUCCGAAUCAGAUCAGUCAGGCUCUGAAGGUGGAGGGGAGGACAAGUGCAGGCAAGCAGAUCCCCAACACGGGGCAGUCAGCCGUCAAAAGGAGAACAUCCACCCCCCCACUUGUUCCCAGCCUUAAAGUGGAGACCGAAACAACGGCGUCGUCUUCGUCAUCCUCCUCAUCUUCCUCAUCCAACCUGUUAGUGGGAGGACUGUUUCAGCAGGCCACAGAUUCAUCAGCGUUUCAGCGAGAGAAAACGGUUUACCUCUCGCCGAAGCUCAAACAGCUCCUCCAGACACAGGACAUACAGAAAUCCGCCAUCACCCUGAUCACAGAAAGCCAUAGACUGGCCUCGCCGCUGUCCGUCACGCAGCUGCAAGGGGCGUCAGGGAAGUUCAAAAGAAGAACCGCCUCACCACCGUCGUCUCCACAGCUCAGUCCUGCCUGUAAAGCCGAGAGCUGUAAAGCGGAGGUGUCGACCUCCUACACCCUGAAGGUGCCAAAGCUGGAGAGCCACAGCGUGUCGCCUCCUGAGAGCGUGCUGGACAAAGACGAGCGGGACACCCUGAGCCCCUCUGGAAACCAGCCGCCCUCCAGCAGCGGAGGAAACUCCUGUAAUCAGCAGCCCUUGGAUCUGUCAAACUUUGUCAGUAGGAGGAGUGACAGCUUGAGCAAGGUGCACGGGGACUCAGCCCUUGAUCUGAGCUUGCAUCGAAAGGCCGCUGCAGAGCCCGAAUCAAAGGGGAAUCCGGCGCCGCAGCCGCUCGUCAAGAAGAGGAAGCCCAACACCAGUAUGCUUGAAAAGGUGCUAAUGAACGAGUAUGUUGGUCUGACUCUGCCGGGAGAGGACAGCUCCCUCACCUUGACUAACCUAAGCUGUUUCCAUUCCCGCUCUCCCAAUGUCGCGUCAGACUCGGCCCACCCCUCUCCGCCCUCCCUGACCCCCGUCACCAUGAAUCCCUCCUCACCUGGUACCUGCAGCGUGACGUCCCCGACGCCGCCUCCACCUGUGCUACCUACUAUACCGUCUCCACCAGCCAUGCCAAGCUCUCCUCUUUCCCAGCCUUCAGACUCGUCUGCACUGAGACCUCUUCCCGUUCUCUCACCAAAGAUGUCUCCGAGAUCAGUUGAACAGAAGUCCCUGUCGGACUCGGAGGAGAACUUCUUUGCUGAGGAAAACAAAGAUGAAGAGGAGGACCAUAUCUCUGAGCCACUGGAUUCCCCAAACACUCCACUUGAAGGUCCCGCUAAUCGUACAGCGACACCGAGCCCUCCGGGGCCUGCAUCAGUAGAUGUGCCCACUACAGAAGAUGAUGUUUCUCUGGCUGCAGCUAGCCUGCUAAACGGCAAACUGAACCAAGACGUUGUCUCAGUAACAGAGAAAUCUUUGAAACCUGACUUUGCUGCUCUCUCGUCCCAACCAGAGUCAUCAUCUUCCUCAAUAUCUCCUCCUCUUGCUUCACAUGAUUCGCCUCCAUCUCUAGUUUCACAGCCUCUACUUCAGAUUAAGAUAAAGGAAGAGCCUCAGCACAGUGUGGACGAGCUGCCGGUUAUGAAUCACACACCUCAGGAUGAGGACGGUGUCGGCUCUUCCUCUCAGCCUGCUGCUUCUGAGAAACCACCUGACGAGAAAACGUCUGAGGCGGAGGAAGUCGACUCGACGUACUGCAAGACCUUUGUGUGUAACGUCUGCGAGGAGCCGUUCAGCUCCAUCAAAGAGCUCAGCGGACACAUCGCGGAGCACGCGGCGGACUGGCCCUUCAAGUGUGAGUUUUGUGUUCAGCUGUUUGGUGAAGCUCCGGCGCUGCUGGCUCACCGGACCACACUACACGGAGUGGGCCAGAUCUUUGUGUGCUCCGUCUGUUCCAAAGAGUUCGCCUUCCUCUGUAACCUCCAGCAGCACCAAAAGGAUUUGCACCCAAACGAGGCGUGUUCUCAUACUACUGUAGAGAGUGGCAAGCUGAGGCCACAGAAUUACACAGACCCAUCCAGAGCCAAAGAGGAGAGCAGCCCCUCGACGCCAGCACCAGAGGCGUCUGAUGACAAUGCUCCACCCAGUGACUCUCAGUUAGCAAAAGAAGAGCCUGAUGUGAACGGGAACCACGCGGAGGACGGGGCCGAGGACCCCAACGAGGAGCUUUACACUACAAUAAAAAUCAUGGCUUCAGAAGGAGGGAAGCCUAAAGGCCCCGACGUCCGCCUCGGCAUUAAUCAACACUACCCCAGUUACAAACCACCCCCAUUCCCUUAUCACAGCCGUUCCCAUGCUGGCUCUGUGGCCUCGGCUACUAACUUCACCACCCACAACAUACCACAGACUUUCAGCACUGCCAUUCGCUGCACCAAGUGUGGCAACAGCUUUGACAACAUGCCUGAACUGCACAAGCACAUCCUGGCCUGUGCCAAUGCGAGUGAUAAGAAGCGUUACACUCCCAAGAAAAACCCCAUCCCCCUCAAGCAAAUAGUGAAGAGUCCCAACGGAGUGGUGUCACCCACAGCCGCCGCCGCCGCUGCAGGCCACAGUGCUUUCCGUAGAAUGGGUCAGCCAAAGAGACUUAACUUUAGUCAAGAAACUGCUAAAACAAAAAUGACUGCCCUCAGUAAGAAGAAAAACCAGCUGGUCCAGAAAGCCAUCUCACAGAGAAAUAAAGCCGCCACGACUGCGAAGAAGGCCACCAUCAAAGCUGAAGAAGAGCAGGCCUCCAACGUCUGCCCCCACUGCAGCCGGGAGUUUACUUACCCCGCAAGUCUGAACAAACAUAUGGCCGUCAGCUGUCCCAUGAAGCCUGUUGUUGUUAAAAAGGGCAAAAAGGGUCUCGCAGAGGUGAAGAAGGAGGCAGCGUCUGUGGUGGACAGAAACACAAGUGUUAAGAAGAAAGCUUCAGACUGUGAAACGCAGGCCGAGCCGGGCCGUAAACCUCUGGGAAAGACCCGAGCUCGCAGCUCCGUUACAGCCGGCUCCGAAUCCUUCCAGACGAGAAAAGGAAAAACUGCUGCUACCGUGAGACGACUCAAGAGGCCCGCCUCAUUCCCAGCACCGGUCCGUGCGAGCAAAAAACCCAAGAAGGGCCAAGUUCAGUCUCUACCUCCCACCCCGUCGGCCCAGGACGCUCCCGGCGACGCUGCACAGCGGCCCGGUGUGAGAAUGCAGCGCAUGGGCAAAGAGGCAGCGCCCAAGAGGUUAGCAGAGGCCAAAUCACCACCGCAGCCACCGCAGCAGCAGCAGCAGCAGCUGAAGAAAGAGGAGCGGUUCUCCCUCCGGACGAGGGAACGGGUGGGUGGCCCGGUGACCAGGAGCCUGCAGGCCAGCACAGCCUCUCCUGCUGAGGUGAAGGCUGAGGAACCGCCGACUCAAGAGCCAAAAGAGACUCAGGAGGUGCUGAUGAAGUGAGCCAUGUGGACGCUGUGGAGCUCUUCCUGGUAAUCCGACACUCUGGACUCACCAAGGCGCCGAGGACGACCUUUGUGGUGGUUUUAUUCACUCAAAACAAGUCUGCUUGUCCCAACUGCCUUUUCUGGAUUUGAGGAGGGAACUCUUUUUAUCUUCCAUCUGUCUGAUGAACUGAACUGAGCCUCGAUUUUUAGCCAGCCUUGCAAAAAAGGAAACUGUAAAUGACAAUGAGUUAAUAUAUGCGAGACGUGUCAUUACUUGACCCAAAACAGUAAGCUUAGGGCUCCGUUACUUUUGGAAAGCUGAUAUAUUGCAGAAGGCAAUCACGUAUCAGUUAGGGUUAGGGAAACUUGGUGAAGCUUUCGUUCCGUAUUUUCCCCACUUGGUUGUUUAGAUUUCCGGAUGUUUCCAGAGUCUCUUAAUGCAUGUCGCUGAAUAGAGUACAAACUAGAUGAAGCCAGUUCCCACGUCUCUCCCGAUGGGCGCCUACUUCAGUUUAUACAUGAUUUGCAGACUAUGUAUGUUUGAUUUAAAUUUUUUCGUUGUCAUUAUAUUGUAGAAUAUAUCUUUUUUUGGCAUAUUUUUGUUUGGGAAACAAAAAUGAAAAUGGCGGUUAUUUACCGCGACAAUUGGUCCUCAGGAACACUGUAUAUGCGUGUGGUAGGUAUAUGUAUGGUUAUGAUUGGAUGUGCAGCCCGACAGCUACUCCUUAGGUCUAAAUCUCAAUCCGUUUGUACUUGCUCUCUCUCUUUAUCCGGCGUCAGCAGGUAAUUGUCAAAUGAUGGGAAUGGCGUUGUCGUCUCCUUAAAAUGAUGUCCGUCUUGAAAAUGAUUUUUUUAAUCUCGCUCAUACGGCCCAGUGUUCUCACAGCACUUUAAAACAAACUGCCAAAACGACGAGCUGGAUCGAUUGGUUUCCUCACACGGUGAAUGGUGGAAUGUAUUCAGGUCUGUUGCACUUCGCAGACGACGGCAAUGUUGCCCCAAAGUGGAGCAAAUCACUCAUCUGAUGUUUUGUCAACUUUUACAGCCAACAAAUCACCAAACCGGUUGUCCUCGAUUUGACAAUGACACAUGACACAACUUUAAUAUGUCAGCAUGCAUGAAACUGACUCAGAUCUUUACAUAAGAUGAUAAGAAUGCAGCAGUGUUUUGUAUUUUCUCUUCCUGGCCGUUGUAAAUGGACAAAGUUGUCUCAUGUGUCGUCUUUUUUUGUUUUGUUGGAAAGUCGCGCCACAGUAGCUGAAAGAUUCCUCCCCUGAAGACGUCGUUGUCUCAGUGAGGAUGAAAGUGUCAUCACGGCCCUGCCGAUGGUUGUUAUUGUUUUAGUUUAGUUCAGUGCUCACCCGACUUCUUCACUCGACUAUAUCCAGCUGAGAUCGCAGACACGCAGGCAGCGCUUCAACGCUCGUAGCAUGUUAUGGGAACGUAAAUUGAACAAUAUGAUUUGAAGCUAAUUUAUAUUUCCAUGAGAAAUCUUCAUGUUUUGCCUAUCAGCAUCAAGAUUAUGUAUUUAAGGAUGAACAAAGACAAAAAUCCCAAAUGACCUCAAGUAAAAACACAUUGCUGUAAUUGACAUAAUAAAAAAAAAGUUUUUCAAUUUG